AUGGAUAUAUCUGAUUCUACUAGCUUAGUUGUUGAUGAGAAAAAGGAUGGCGAUAUUUAUACAUCUGGGACCAUGUUCCAAAAUGGUUCUGAUGGCGAAUCGCAACGUCUUAAGCAUGAUUUAAAGGUAAAGAUUGAAAAAAGUGUAACUGAUGAAUUGAAACGUUUACUUGUUGCUUCAGUUGGUGAUGAUCUAAGUUGUCAUUUGCAUUCACUUAGCGAGGAUAAAGUGCGGCUUGCUUCGGCUGUUGACCAUUAUGCUAGCAAACUAAAGAAUGAUCAUGAUAGGGCAGAGGCAUUGGAAAUUUCGUCUGAUAUGUGGCGGUGCAAGUUCUUUGCUAUGAGCAUUCGAGCAGAUGAAUUGCUUUCACAGCGUAAUCAUCUUUUACAACAUAUUAGGGAUGCUCAUUCAACAAUAUCUCAACUUCUCGAUUUGUUGAAUUCCACGACUCAUUUAUCUCAAAAUUCGGAGAAUAUGAUUUCGCAGGCGAAACAUAUUCUUUCAGAGGAUAUUACACAUUUUUUUGAGCGGUCACCGUGUGAUGAAAAGCCAAGAUUGCCCAAAAUAUUAGCAUCCAAUAUCACCGUAGCAUGCUGUAAAAACUGUGUUCAUAACGAGAUCAAGCUAUUUACUUAUUAA
Dracunculus medinensis (Guinea worm) is the source of this 639-nucleotide messenger RNA. Lineage: Eukaryota; Metazoa; Nematoda; Chromadorea; Rhabditida; Dracunculidae. The record is from the annotation of a GenBank genome assembly.